Messenger RNA from Exaiptasia diaphana, 2173 nucleotides. Its product is annotated as VIP36-like protein. Gene Ontology annotation, molecular function: D-mannose binding. Gene Ontology annotation, cellular component: endoplasmic reticulum membrane; endoplasmic reticulum-Golgi intermediate compartment; COPII-coated ER to Golgi transport vesicle. The coding region runs from base 12 to 836 and encodes 274 amino acids. The transcript has 6 exons. Gene Ontology annotation, biological process: endoplasmic reticulum to Golgi vesicle-mediated transport; Golgi organization; endoplasmic reticulum organization. Lineage: Eukaryota; Metazoa; Cnidaria; Anthozoa; Actiniaria; Aiptasiidae. The record is from RefSeq and is a predicted model, not a curated record.
GUUUAACCAAAAUGGCGCAAGAAGAGCUUGUUAAAWUCUGUCUUACUUUAGGAUGUUUAUUGCUUUUGAUUGCAGAAAUAUUAGCUCAACCUGAAGCCCAGGGUGUUUAUCUAAAAAGAGAGCACACAUUAGCGAAGCCGUACCACGGUGGUGGUAUGACAAUACCAGAUUGGGAGUUUCAUGGGGAUACCUUCAUUUCUGGUGACUAUAUAAGACUAACACCUGACCAUCAGAGCAAGCAAGGCUCAAUAUGGAACACAAUUUUUAAAAUUCUCCUUCAAAAGUGCCGUUAUCUUGAGAGGCAUGUUGCUGAGAAAAUUAAUUGUGCAGUGUWAAUCAUAGCUUCAUAUGAUUUUCUUCAGGCUCAGUUUCGUGGAAGAGAAGAAGAUACAUUUGCUCUCGUCCGCUACGUGGGUUCACAAGAACGACUUACCAUGUUAGUGGAUGUUGAUGGGAAAGGCGAAUGGACGGAGUGUUUCGAUGUUGGUGGGAUCAAGUUACCUACGGGAUUGUAUUUUGGUGUUUCUGCAGCUACAGGAGAGCUUGCUGAUAAUCAUGACAUAAUAUCAAUGAAACUUUACGAAGUUGACGAACCAAAGGAUAGUUUAGAUAAAAAGAAAGACGGAGUUCAGGAUUUCUCUAAGAUUGAACCUUUUGCUGAUGGCGCKGAAAAAUACCGAGACCGAGUUGAAGACGUCAAAGGAAGCUUUUCUUCACGUACUACCAAGAUCUUCACGUGGUUCUUCUGGUUCGCUKUAGUUUUUGUAAUUCUCUGCRUCAUUGGAAUUUACUAUCAYCAUAAGCAACAAGAAAACAAUAGAAAACGAUUUUAUUAAUGAAUACUUCACUAGCUAUUAAUCAAAGUAUUGUGGGAGAGGAAAAAGAUUUGAAACAAGAAGAAGAAUGCAAGAUUUGGUAACAAGAAGAACUAGGUUGUCACAUGAUUUGACAUGAUUACCUGACGCAUGUCGAGAAUUUAUUUAUAAAUCCAAUUUCUAAAUAUAGCAUCAUGUACUUGCUAGUCAGCGCUUCAUUUGCAACAUUCCUACUAAUCAAGUGACUUCUAAUAGCGUACACGUGGARAUCUGGGUGCUAGUCGUAUCAUCAUCCCUUGGCUCCAGAAAACUCUCAAAGAAAUAUUACAUCGGAUGAAUAUGCUAGAAUUUCAAAGACAUGCUUGCUUCUAGAAACAUUACAUUAUUUGUCCCCUUAAUCUAAAGCUAUAAAUGUCUGCAAAAUCUUUUCAUUUUGAUUUAWUCACAGCAAAUUUCGGGAUUUUGCUAUCAAAAUGACACUCUUUCUUUUUGAGUUUCCUGCAUUUUUAAUAAUAAUUUGAGUUGAUGAAUUGAUGUUUUUUUAUUUUAAUUUUAUUAGGUUUGUUUCUUAUUUGUAGCUUCAUUUGAUUCUAGAAUMAAAAUGUUUGUCUCUCGCAGUUUGACAUUUUUGAACCCCGCAUACUUUUCAGAAGCAAAUGUUUUUCGCGUCUUCAGUUAUUCAUAUGCAGAGCAAUGCCAUGCAUUUCUACCGUUUAGUAAAGAUUUUAGAUUUGCUACGAAUGCAAAUCAUAUUUGUGCACGACCUUGUCAUCGAGCGUAUGUAAAUUGUAUGUAUUUUCGGCAGUUUCAGUUUAGUAGUACAAUAUACAUAGAAUCUCUAUUUGACAAAAGUAAAAURUGUAUAUUAUUAUUACAAUGAAUUACAGUUUGGGACACUUGAAAAGCUAUAGAAAACCAAAACAUUCACACUCGGGUAUUGAGACACUGYGUUGGGUAAUUUCCAUUGGAAUGAAAUCCGUUCAGCCUUCGUCAACUCACUAAUUCGGGGUCGACCACUACCGUCAGAACGAAGCUUGYGAUUGAACGAGACAAAAGUACAAAAGCAAGGAAUUUUAGAAUUAUUUCAGGCAAUCCGUCCCUAUUUUUGUAUUGMCUGUCUUAGUUCAUCAAAUCACAAUCUUUGCUCUUACAGGAGUGUACAGCCCCUCAUUCGCUUCACUCUGAAAGUGAAAAAGACUUUGAAACUACGCAAGACGUUUUGUUUAAGACCUACUUUGUGAUGUUAUCUUCGUUUAUAGUCUAAUGAAUUGUAUUAAAUAUUAAUGCUAUUGGUGUGUAUUUUGUCUACAUAACAGAGGAAAAUAUGCAUUCCGAAAUAAAUGAAAGUUGAGAGUGUG